This is a messenger RNA of Amphibalanus amphitrite, 3702 nucleotides long. RefSeq names its product treacle protein-like. NCBI's taxonomy places the organism in Eukaryota, Metazoa, Arthropoda, Thecostraca, Balanomorpha, Balanidae. Gene Ontology annotation, molecular function: ubiquitin protein ligase binding. The record is from RefSeq and is a predicted model, not a curated record. The annotation marks the transcript as partial. The transcript has 6 exons.
UGUGGUAGGCUGGAGGUGGUCCAGUGGUUGGCAGACCGGUGUCCGUCCCGGUCCCGCCUUCUACCCGGUGAGGGAGACGAUUCUCUGCUGCACGCCGCCGCCCGGCACGGACAGGUGGAGAUCGCCAGCUGGUGUGCGGACCGGUUGCUGCAACACAGGGCCCACCUGGAAGGCGUAGACCGACGUCGUGACACUGCCCUCCACCUGGCGGCCGGAGCGGGAAACACACUGGUCUGCAGGGCACUGCUCGACAGGGGGGCCGCCGUCACCGCCCGGAACGCCUGCGGUCUGAAGCCGUACGACGUGGCGGCUCAGACGGGUCACCACGCAUGCGCCGAGUACCUGCUGACCUUUGAGACCCUGGCCGACCUGGCCGGUGACUUCUGCAGUCUCGAGGUCGAGGCAGCGCGACUCAGUCGAGACAACGCCGACUACAAGGACAACUUCCGGGAGGUGCUGUCUGUGGCCCGCCGGCUGCUGAGGGAGCGCGCUGAAAUGCACGCCGCGCUGCGCCAGCUGCGGGACGACUGGCAGCUGCUGCAGGAGCGGCUGCUGCGGCAGCUGCAGCUGGCGGCUGCCGAGCGACACCAGCUGCGCAGGCAGCUGCAGGAGGCCGACCCGGCAGCUGAGCCCGACGAGCCGCAGCUGGGGGAGACGGACCCCGCCCAGCUGGCCGAGCAGUUGUCAGCGUUGCUAGAUAGGUGGCAGCAGUGCAGCGUCCCGGUCGCCGAGACCGCGCUGUGCGAAAGCCAGAGUCGACUUCAAGUGGCGGAGACGGCCUGGCACCGGCUCAGGGCGUCCAGAAAGGAGCCCGCCCAGCCGCUGACGGAGGCUCAGGAGAUCGUCAGGAACAAGAUCGGUGACAUCCGCGCCCAGGCGGCCCCGGGACGACCUCUGGACAGCAGUGCCUUCUCCUGUUCGGACGAGGACUCUCUGAUCGAGGUGGAGCUGCUCCAGGGGACGCCGCCGACCCCGCCGCCCCGACCGCCCGGCUGCGCCCCUCCCCCGACCCCUCACCACCCCUACUCUACCGACCGAGUCCCAACUUACCCAGCGCCGGCCACAGUGUCUUCAGAGCGGACCUCGACUCCGGCCAAAGCCAGCCUGGACAGGAGCUUCGACAGCGGCGUCAGCGGCGGACCGAUCAACUCCAGCUUCCAGGCUCUGUCGGUAGAUGGCAGCAGACUCUCCCGGCGUGAUCUGGGUUCCCGGCGCCGCUCCCAGCGAUCCUCUGCUCACCUUGAGCGACGCGGAAAGAGCGCCGAUCCUAUCGAGCGCUCCACCCUCCCAGACUCUUUCCCUGCGGACGGUGAAGGGGCUCUUUGGCCACCCUUCGAACUGAGUCGCAGUCUGGACUGGUCCGAGGGGACCUCUCCGCGCCGACGUCCCGCUCCAUCGGGGAACGAGAGCGUAGCGCUGGCUCGAGCCGAGCUGCGGCGUCGGCUGCGACAGCUGGCUCUAGUAUCCGAGUCCGGCUCAGCAGCGGUGCUCGAUGUCAUUGAACCCUCAGGCAGCGAAGCAGGCAGUGCAGAGGAUCUGGUGAGGAGAGAGGUGGAGGCCCAGCGCAGGGCGAGAGCGCGCUCGGCGCCUCCCCCACGGAAGGGAGACUCGGCCGGGGAGGCGGGGGAGUCAGCUGAUCUCUCUGGGGAGGGAGAUCUGCACUGGCUGGAUGAUGAUUGUAUAACGGUCAAUGGCGAUGCUGUUCAUUGUGACAGUAAUGGAAAUGAUGACGGCUCGCAGCGGCAGACAAUGGAAACAGAACCAGCGCCACAGCCAGCCCAGUGGAGGGCGUCGCUCAGGACCGCGUCACCGGGCCGCUGUAGGGACACAGAUGGCUCUGAGCGCCGGGGUAGGACCGGGAGAGGCGACAGAACCAGACGCUCCGGUCGCGUGCGGCGCGAGACUGGCACCGAGAGCUCCUCCGGUCGGGAGAGAUCGACAGGGACCGGUGGAGACUCCCAGACCGUCCCUGAGCAUCCGACCCCUCCCAGUUCCGUACCGAUCCUCUCUGCACCGGAUAUACUCCAGGGCACGCGACACUGGCGCGAUCCGGGCGAGGACAGUGACGAGGCGUCUCCAGAGAAACCAGACCUACCGCUGUUCCAGUUGGGGAACACCACCCCCUCCGCCGCAGCUGCCGCUGGCGACGCAGCCACCGCAGGAAAGAAGCGAAGCUUCCUUCAGAAAUUCAGCAUCCGGGCUCGCUGGACACCGAAGAAGCGGGAUCGACCAGCUCGGCCAGGUCAGGAAAUCACUGCAGUGGACUUCAGGGAGACAUACUCGAGUGAGACCAGGGAUGACACGCUCUCAGUACAAGAGAGCGUCCAGGAGGAGACGGUUGACGACCCUCCUCCGCUACUCCUUCCCCGCUCUGCCGCUCCCUCUGAGAACGGCCGAGUCAGCCGAGAGUCGAGACAUAGUCAGGGUGAGGUCCGACCCGCGGCCGAGCCCUGCGACGCUGCCGGAGAGAGCCGGUUCCUGGACGGGGAUAGUACGGCAGAUCUGUUUACCGCUGUGUGUGUGAGUACCUAUGCCGAUAGUGCAUCCGAGUCGUCCCGCUCAGCGGUAUCCCGCCGCUCCCGGCAGAGCUCGUCUCCCGGCCGGCCGCUGCUGAGUGGUGGUCAGCCUCCGUACCGCCCACCCGGCCGUCAGAGUACGACAGGUCCUGAGACGGUUACUGGCAGUGAAACAGCAGGAGUCAGCGAUCAGGCCGCAGGGCUGCGAGGAGCCGCCAGUCGACCUGCCUCCAGCGCUUCUGUUGUGUUGGCGGGCCGCCACAGCCCGGCUGCGAGCGAGACCAGCCAUACAGAGUCGACCCAGGCGCCCGCCUCGGACGUAUCAGUCACAGAGUCUGCCAGACACCUGCCUCCGCCAGCUGGCGCAGGUGGCGCCACCAUGCGGCCGCUAGGUGGCGGUGGCGAUCAGUCACCAGGUGACGCGGCGGGCGGGAAAGUGGGAGCAGUAGGACAGCCGAUGGGCACUGGACAGAAGUCGCAGAGACCCGAGGGAGCUCCAGCACCAGCGCCUCUCGGCCACACAAAAUUGAUGCCUGAGAACGGAGUUCGCCCAAGACGGUCCGACCGACCCUGGUACGAAAUCAGUGACGAUGACUGAGUUCCGAUUCGGCUCUGUUGGACAUCAACGCUGCCGUUAGACAGAUGACUACCGAGAUGCUACCGACUGCCAAGAUGGCUGAGUUUCCAUGCGAGUAAAAAUGUGUCCCCGCAAUGUUUCACUCUCGAAAGGUGUUGUUAUAAAUGUGAUUUUCCGCAGACGCAUAACCUGACCGGUCGCUUACAGAAGGAUUCGUAGCGUGCUUGAUGCUGGUGACUCGUAAUUGUGAUGAGAUUAUGGGUGUCGGUGUGUACAAUUUUGUCGAGGUGCUAGAAGUCGUGGCAUGAUUAUGCGAAAAUGUGAAGGGAUGGCAGCGACUGCUAGGGAGACAGGCUUAGGAGGGAAAAUAGAGGGAAUGCGGGUAGAACCGUUUUUUCUCUUUUUUUUGCAUUUCGUUCUCGGUUCGUUUAUACUAGCCCGCUAUCACUCUGCCACAUAGCUCGUGUGGGUGCAUGAAUGGUGAUGUGAUCGUGCAAUGUUUAUGCCUCCCAAAAGUUCGUUAAAUGUGAAACUUUACGAGGAACAGUUGUGCUGUGUCACGCUUGGCCACAAAGAUACAAAGCCAGUAAAUAAACGCAGGAUUAUCUG